Messenger RNA from Cebus imitator (Panamanian white-faced capuchin), 820 nucleotides. It is a transcript of the gene MRFAP1L1, whose product is annotated as Morf4 family associated protein 1 like 1. The transcript has a single exon. Bases 307 to 687 code for a protein of 126 amino acids. The record is from RefSeq and is a predicted model, not a curated record. Lineage: Eukaryota; Metazoa; Chordata; Mammalia; Primates; Cebidae.
CGUGACCGUAAAGUGGCCCGGCCCUGUCGUGAAAGGGCCGCAAACAGGCGGAGGGCGAGUUGACGGCUGCUUCUCCAUUUUGUUGGCCGCUGCGCUGUGUCCGUCCACGACGUUUCUUCCCACAGAGCUCUGAAGGGAAAGGCUUACAAUUAAAAGGAAGAAAAAAAUUAAAGAUAAUUCGGGAGUACUACGGACAAAGCGUGUGGGUCGCUUAGACUCCAGCAGUAACUCCAGAUCUGCAGUCCCCCGGGGGGGUCCGGUGAGGAGAACGUCACUACAGCGGUCUUAAAGAAGCGGCAGGAGGAGAUGCGGCCCCUGGACGUCGACGAGGUGGAAGCGCCGGAGGAGGUGGAGGUGCUGGAGCCCGAGGAGGAUUUCGAGCAGUUCCUGCUCCCGGUCAUCAACGAGAUGCGCGAGGACAUCGCGUCUCUGAUACGCGAGCACGGGCGGGCGUACCUGCGCACCAGGAGCAAGCUGUGGGAGAUGGACAACAUGCUCAUCCAGAUCAAAACGCAGGUGGAGGCCUCGGAGGAGAGCGCCCUCAACCAGGUGCAGCACCCCAGUGGCGAAGCCGACGAGAGAGUGUCGGAGUUGUGCGAGAAGGCCGAGGAGAAGGCCAAGGAGAUCGCGAAGAUGGCACAGAUGCUGGUCGAGCUCGUCUGGCGAAUAGAGAGAAGUGAGUCUUGAAGGAGGAGAUCGGUGGUAAGGUCCGAAACUAGCGGGAGAAUGGAUGGGACUCAGUAGUCGCCCUAAGCAUGGUGUGAAACCGCGCCCUGUCAAAAGUUAUAUCCUAGACCUGCACCCCCCGUUUUAUUGCAUC